AUGAGUUUAUCAUUUUCUUCUUUUGGAAAAAUUCUUGAAAAAACUAAACCAAUAGCAGUUGAUGAAGUAAUAAAUCUAAAUGGUCAUAUCUUACCUACAAUAUAGUAAAAUAAAAAGUAAAGAUAUUGAAAUUAUAAAGCAAGCUCUAAAUGUUUUCCCUGUUAAGAAAAUUUGAAGAGAAACAAUAAACUGAAUCAUUUCCAUUUAAUAGUGUAUCAAGAAAAGCUAAGCCAACAUUAUGUUGUUUAAUGCCAGAAAAGUCUUAUGAAGCAAAAUAUUCACCAAAAUUUGAUGUAAUUUAAUGUAAAUCUCCUUCUUUUGAUUUUGGAUCAAAAAGUAAAAUGAAAACAAGAUCAAUAUCAAUAUGUAGUUAAGAUUACUAUAUUGAUUAAUACACUUCUUUUAGAACAAUAUCUAAAUCAACAAAGGGUUAAACAGAGAAAUAAAGUACAAUUUCUGAAACAAAAGAAGAAUGUCCAAAAUUAUAACAUAUUGAAAAAGUGUAACUUAGUAAGAAUAAGAGAAGUAAAACUAAUAACUUAUCUCCUGAUUUUAAUAAAUAUACUGAUCGUAAAUAUACAUAGAGAGAAUCUUAGCAAUAAUAUGAUUUACUUGGAGUAAAUUAUGCAAGAAUAGUAAAAUUUAUUUAAAAUAAUGAAGAAUAAAAGACUUGAUGUAGGAUAUGUACAAUUUAGUAAAUUUACUAAUAAAGUUGUUAUGAAAUAAGAUAGAGCUGAAACACCCCCAUCAGUUCGUUUAGAUUAUGAUUUUGAUAAACCUAAAUAAAUAAGGAAUGUUUAUUUGGGAAAUAUCCAAAUUAUUUAGAAUAAGAUAAAACCAAAAUUACUACCAUCAAUAAGUAAAAGUGGAUAAAGAAUAGCAAAAAAAAGGAAAUCAGAAUUUAUGAAUUGGUUGAAUAAAUGA
Paramecium sonneborni is the source of this 924-nucleotide messenger RNA. NCBI's taxonomy places the organism in Eukaryota, Ciliophora, Oligohymenophorea, Peniculida, Parameciidae. The record is from the annotation of a GenBank genome assembly.